Mycotypha africana is the source of this 279-nucleotide messenger RNA. RefSeq lists its product as uncharacterized. The coding region runs from base 1 to 279 and encodes 92 amino acids. The transcript is spliced from 3 exons. The record is from RefSeq and is a predicted model, not a curated record. NCBI's taxonomy places the organism in Eukaryota, Fungi, Mucoromycota, Mucoromycetes, Mucorales, Mycotyphaceae.
AUGCGUGGUAUCUUUAUUCAUAUGAUAGCAUUAUGUGUUCUUUUCCCAGUCGGUGUUUUGGCUGUUGAAACUCACAAAAAUGACGUUGAUACUUCCUUCUGGUCGAUAGACAUUAUAGCUAAGGGUGAAUCCUUGGCUAUCGAUGUUCUCCACAGUGAAAUAAAGGCGAUCGAAGGCGUUAUCUCCAAGUCUCGUUAUGAUUGCUGUGCUAUUCUUAGAAAACUUGAUAAAUAUGACGCCAAAACAUUGCUGGAUCUGGGAAGAACUUUUUAUGACUGA